GGAGCAGCUAAUUCAACAAUGGGGCAGUACAAUGCUUCCUUGUUGAACUAUAACAUUUUUCCUGCUGGCAUGCAGGGAGCCAGGCAAGAUCUAUUCUGUGAUUCCAAUGCGUCUCAUUUGUUUAAUGAAAGUACUCCUCGGAUGUGCACCUAUAAUUCCUUUGGCAACAACAACAUGGCGCCAAGUCUGAAAAGGGUGUCUACUGAGUUGAACAUUGGAAGUCCACAGUCUGAUCAAUUAUCACCAGAUAGCCAGAGUAGUCCACAAUCCUUUGGCACGGAACUUGAUGGGAACCGAAACUGCAACUCGAGAAAGGUUGGGAGAAGUUCUUUUCAACUCUUUGGGCAGACCAUUCCUAUCAACGAUAUUGAUGCUGUUGCUUGUACUGGAGAUGGUGGCAACAUAGGGUACAAUGAAACUGAACUUCUGAACAACCCGCUGGAUUCUUAUACCAAACUGCUAGAAAGGAUUGAUGUUCGAGUCCCAGCUGUUGAAGCUUGUACUUUGUAAACUACUUGUGGCAGCUACGCCAUGCAGUUAAGUUACUGUACAGGCUCUCAAGUCUGGCAGAAGCUGAUUAGGAUUAUUGGCAGAAGCUGAUUAGGAUUAUUAACCAAGUCUGUAUUCUGGUUUGUCUAGUUUGUGGGAUUUGGACGUUGAAACAAUCUGUAGACUUGGUUUUCGAGUUUGAAAAUUGAGUUUAGAUGCUAAUGCUAGAAGAUGCUAUAUUAUUGUUUUUCAGGUUUACCUGUAAUUUAAACAUUACAACUGUCUUUAUUAUUGGACCCUAUGUAAUUGUGAUGGUUUGCUACUACAUUCUGGAACUCUUGUUUUCCUAAUAAAAGUGGCAGGGAAUGUGUUUUUGUUUC
Fragaria vesca subsp. vesca is the source of this 869-nucleotide messenger RNA. Its product is annotated as auxin response factor 17-like. The record is from RefSeq and is a predicted model, not a curated record. The coding region runs from base 19 to 510 and encodes 163 amino acids. NCBI's taxonomy places the organism in Eukaryota, Viridiplantae, Streptophyta, Magnoliopsida, Rosales, Rosaceae. The transcript is spliced from 2 exons.